This is a messenger RNA of Gamsiella multidivaricata, 897 nucleotides long. RefSeq lists its product as uncharacterized. The record is from RefSeq and is a predicted model, not a curated record. Gene Ontology annotation, molecular function: protein binding. Lineage: Eukaryota; Fungi; Mortierellomycota; Mortierellomycetes; Mortierellales; Mortierellaceae. The annotation marks the transcript as partial. The transcript has 3 exons.
AUGGGGAACGUAUAUUCAAUCACCCUCUGCGAUCGCGACCUGCAUCAUGUACCAGACGACAUUUACAAGCACCACAAACAUGUCGCCAAGCUGCUUCUACGACGCAACAACAUCCAGGAGAUCCCGCGGGAGAUCAAAGUGUUGAUCAAUUUAGUUGAGCUGAGUCUGCGAGAUAACCUGCUGACAUCGCUUCCUCAUGAAAUGACAAAUCUCAGAAUACUUCAGAAACUUUCGCUCGCCAGCAAUAGAUUGCAGGAACCUCCUGAACUCAUCGCAGUAUUCAGUCAGCUCACAUGGCUGUCGCUUGCCAGUAAUACAUUGACGACAUUGCCUGACUCAUUCGCUAACCUGCAGAAGCUGACGUCGCUCGACCUCCAGCGGAACCGCAUCAGCGCCAUACCGGAGUGUAUCUUUCAAAUGCGGUCGCUGAAUAUUUUACUACUUCAAAAGAACAGGAUCACGACAGUCUCACCACAUAUUGGCCAAUGCACACAGCUCGUCUCCUUGAACUUGUCUUACAAUCGCAUUCUGCAUCUGCCGACUGAGAUGAAAGAGUGCAAAAACUUGCAACACCUGCUUCUAAGUGUGAACACGAUUCAGAGCCUGCCCGGUGUACUUUGCGAGGCAUGGACGAGCCUCCUGAACCUGGAUUUGCAUACCAAUGACCUUAAAGAACUUCCCGAGCAACUUGGCUGUAUGAAGUCGCUUCGGCGACUUAACCUGGCGAUCAACAAAAUAGAGGCGAUCCCAGCAUCGAUUGGACAGCUUCAAUUACUGGAGUGGUUGAACCUUAACGACAACAAGCUGGUGGGCCUACCAUCCACAAUGGAGCAGAUGCAGAAACUUGUCAAAAUGGGAGUCGUGCAGAACAGACUACAGACGUUACCUGCCGCAUUG